Mesocricetus auratus (golden hamster) is the source of this 2577-nucleotide messenger RNA. It is a transcript of the gene Dctn5, whose product is annotated as dynactin subunit 5. The transcript is spliced from 6 exons. NCBI's taxonomy places the organism in Eukaryota, Metazoa, Chordata, Mammalia, Rodentia, Cricetidae. The coding region runs from base 110 to 658 and encodes 182 amino acids. The record is from RefSeq and is a predicted model, not a curated record.
GAGUUGAGGGCGCGGAUAGCGGAAGUGGACAGGCAGCCGGAAGUAGCUGGAGUCACAGUCGGCUUGAGCUCCUGACAGGAUCCCGAGGUUCGAAGAGGAGGAGGCAGCCAUGGAAUUGGGCGAGCUGCUGUACAACAAGUCCGAGUACAUCGAGACGGCAUCAGGGAACAAAGUUAGUCGCCAGUCUGUUUUGUGUGGAAGCCAGAACAUCGUUCUCAAUGGCAAGACCAUUGUAAUGAAUGACUGCAUCAUCCGAGGAGAUCUGGCAAAUGUAAGAGUUGGACGUCACUGUGUUGUAAAAAGCCGUAGUGUCAUAAGGCCACCAUUCAAGAAAUUCAGUAAAGGUGUUGCAUUCUUUCCUCUACAUAUUGGGGACCAUGUCUUUAUUGAGGAAGACUGUGUGGUCAACGCUGCUCAGAUCGGUUCUUAUGUUCACGUUGGGAAGAACUGUGUGAUUGGGCGCCGAUGUGUCUUGAAAGACUGCUGCAAAAUUCUUGACAAUACAGUAUUACCUCCAGAAACUGUGGUCCCACCAUUCACCGUCUUCUCAGGCUGCCCAGGACUCUUCUCAGGAGAGCUCCCAGAGUGCACGCAGGAGCUGAUGGUUGAUGUCACCAAGAGCUACUACCAGAAGUUUCUGCCCCUAACCCAAGUCUAAUGUCUCUGCUUUAUAUCUUGAAUUCCUUUGACCUCUAAGAUGAACUGGGAGAUAAAGUGAGCAGUCCGGAACUACAGGAACUGCCGUGCUUUUGACCACUCUACUCUCCUUGAUUUCUUUUUUUUUUUAAUUUAGAAUUUUUCAGUCCUCCAAGACUUCUGAGCAUUUAGGAAUUUAAUAGGCAGGCCGGAGAGAUGGCUCUGUUGCUAGGAGCACUGGCUGCUUUCAGAGGACCCAGGUUCAGUUCUCAGCACCCACAUGGCACCUUACAACCAUCUGUUACUCCAGUUCCAGGUGAUCUGAUAAGCUUCUGGCCUCCCUAGUACCAGAUUUACAUGUGGUACAGACAUAAUAUGCAGCCACAACAUUCCAUCACAUAAAAUACUUUUUUUUUUUUUUUUUUUUUGGUUUUUCGAGACAGGGUUUCUCUGUAUUGUUUUGGAGUCUGUCCUUGAAGUAGCUCAGUAGACCAGGAUGGUCUCGAACUCACAGAGAUCCGCCUGCCUCUGCCUCCCGAGUGCUGGGAUUAAAGGCGUUCGCCACCACCACCCCGCUAAUAAAAUACUUAAAAAACUUUUUUCAAUAAGAGAGCAUCUGGAGGGGUUGUCUUUAUCUGCUGUGCUUACACGUAAUCUGUCAACAGUCACAGUACCAUUGUCUGAGGAAGGCAGAAAGGUCUGUUUUCAACACUCCAGCCCUGUGGUCCUGCAGAUGGCUGGAACCUGACUGGCAUGGGCCUGCAGAGCAAUAGCACCCUCCUAGCAUGGGGUUACAUGCACCAGGUGCUGCUCACAACCAUGUCCUACCCUCACUGCACACCACCCACUCAGAUGACAUUCAGCUAUCCUGCUGCUAACACAGGAUCAGUAGCACAAUUUCUCCUACCUUGAGGAAAGUUUGUGAUUUCAGAGCCCAGGUUCCUAUUGACUGUUAAAGUGUGGUGAAAAGAGAUGGACUGUAGUGAUACAAACCUGUCAUCCUAGCACCUGUGGAGUCGAGUCAGGAGUGAGCUCACAGUGAGCUCACAGUUGCCUGGUGUGUUACAUGAGACCCUGCUUUAAAACAAAAACAGGACUGUAAAAGAAAAAAAGGUGAAGAGCAGGUGGUAGCUGUUCUUCUUUUCAGAGAGACCUUAGCUGUCCUAGAAUAGUUAACAAAAGAUGUGAAACAGCCUGUUUUAGGCUGUUUACUUACAGUUGGGAAACCACUGCAGAUUUUGCUUCUGCAGAGGUCCUGGUUUAGGUCUGUGGUGUGGAUGGCUUAGUCAGAUCCUCAUUCCUUGUCUCAAGGUUUACUUCACCAGAAAUGAGUUUUUGUGAACAUUGCUUUCUAGCCUAGAAACAUUUGUUCCACCUGAUAUUUGCCAAAAUUCCCAUAGUUCAGACCAAAAUAUCUGUACUUGAGAUCAGCCUCACAUAGGCAUGAGAGGCUUUUCAAGUCAUCCUGUAUACAGAGCAUCUUCCCAGCUCCCCUAGCUGGUAGCACACCCCCCUGGCUCUGUUCUGAAUCCUUAGUUUCGGGAUGAAGGACUUGGUCAACCAGUGCUCUCAGAGAUUGGCAAAACAGUUCAGCACUAAAGGAUAGGACUUAAUAGGAGCCAUCUUGACUUAAAUGUAGGUCUGGGUUGACAGAAAAACCUAUGUGGACUCAGCUCUAAUCCAAUUCAAAACUGCUUUCUGUUUCUCAUUUGCCUUUUUUUUUUUUAUGUUGGUGCAUUAAAAGAUUGACACAUGGAACACAUUUUAAGGUGAUCACUCUCCACCUCUAGUAAUUGCAGCUGCUAUUCCUUAAGCUUCACUAUCUACCUGGAGCCAUGCUACAAGCUUUCUGUUCACUGGCUUGUUUGUUUCUCACACUGAUGCUAUAAGGUGAAUGUUAUUCACAUUUAACACAUGAAAUAAAAACUCAGAGCUAUCAGA